Messenger RNA from Phalaenopsis equestris, 2113 nucleotides. Its product is annotated as protein PHLOEM PROTEIN 2-LIKE A10-like. The transcript has 3 exons. The record is from RefSeq and is a predicted model, not a curated record. NCBI's taxonomy places the organism in Eukaryota, Viridiplantae, Streptophyta, Magnoliopsida, Asparagales, Orchidaceae.
GAGUUGUGAAGCAGAUGAUCUUUCCAUGUGAACUCGCAUGCAGGACUCGGUCUUCCUCGCGGAAGGUUUUCGUUCUCCCCACAGCGACCAUAUUAACCUAUCUCUACUCCCUCUCCCCCAUAAUUUACCGCUUCCACCACCGCCUCACCUUCUGUUUCCUUCUCCAUCAAAUACAUAAAACUCUACGCGGCGCCCCCGAUGGCUCUUGCUCCAGCCGCCAGCCGACGGCGAUGGACCCUCGCCCUCGCAGCCGCCGGCCUCUCCGCCUACGGAGCCUACAGAAUCUAUCAUCUACCUUCCGUCUCCGCCAAACGCCAGAAGCUCCUCAAGCUCUUCAAGCUCCCUUUCUCCGUCGCUGAGGCCGUCUCCUCUUCCGCCGACGCUGUAAGUCUCCUAUCUUGCGAUCUCCAAAACUUCCUACGCUCACGCUCCGAUUCCGACGAAAUCCCCACAAGCUUCAAGCAACUCGCUAAAAUUGCGCGAUCCGAUGAGUUUUCAAUUUCAAUUUCUAGACUUUCCGAUGCCCUAGCGGUCGGAAUCAUUCGAGGUCUUCGCUCUGCUUUCGAUUCUCCGGUGACGGAAGCGCGGACAAGCUCAAGCUUCUCUGACAGGCUCCUUGACAAACUUUUCUCUGAUAAAGGAUCCGACUUUGCUUCGGUGGUGGCUGGAAGUUUUGCAAGGAACAUCGUGAUGGCCUUAUAUGGCAGAGGAGAAACAAGUAAUUCUUGCGAUGAUGUGCCAGCUUGGGUCAAUUUGAUGUGCACCGACAAAUGUAAGGAGCUGAUUGUCAACAGCAUCCAGCAGUUUGUGAAAACUGCUGUGUCUAUUUAUCUGGACAAGACAAUGGAUGUGAACACCUAUGAUCUUCUGUUCUCCGGCCUCACAAAUCCCAUCCACGAGGCUAAGGUGAAGGAUAUCUUGGUUUCUGUUUGCAAUGGUGCGGUUGAAACCCUUGUAAAGACUUCUCAUGUUGUGCUGAGCAGUUCAAAUUCAAGUUCAUCAAUGAACAGCAGAAAAGAUGCAAACCAAGUUUGUUUGCCUCAGAACUUGAUGAGUUCUGAUGAUAUAAAGAGUAAUAAUAGUAGUGGAUGGGUUGAGUAGAGCAUUCUUCUCCUUAUUGUACAGUUUGUUUUGGAUGUGACUGGUAGAGUCACAUUUGAAUCUGUAAGGUCUUUUGUUAAAUUCUUCAUGUGGAAUCUUCAAGAUGGCAUGAAGAGGAGUGUGAAUGUUGUUAAUGAGAAAGUUGUAGAAAGGGGUAUGGAUGUGAUGAGAUACUUAAGCGCCAAGACUAUGUUUGCUUUCAGCUUAUGUAUUGCACUUUGCAUGGGCGUUGCUGCAGGACAGAGAGUUUUGUUGGCAGCUUAAUUUGCCAACUUAUAGCUCCACUCAAGAACGCGAAAAAGCCAUGGAGCUACACCAAACCAAAAAAUUUUACUAUGAAGAAAAGAAGAAUGCAUAGACGACACCACACAUAGUUCCUCUCUAUUCUCAUGGAACUUACAAUAAUUUUGGGAUGCUUCUCUCUUGAUCGCAAGAGAGAAAUCGCUGAAAUCUACUCUCAAACUUGUAAAUCUCGCUCCACGUAACUUCGCACUUGUUACGCUCGCUGUCAAGUUAGUUUCGUGAGUAUCUGAAUUUGUAUGGAAACUAGGGUGUAAAUCCUUAACUGGAGAGAAAUCACUCCUGGUAUUGGAGCACCACUACCAGUAGCUGCCUUUCCACACGCUCGGGUCGCUCUGGUUGAAAUCACGAUACGGACGCCUCCACCCCUCUCGGGCACUGGAAUGUCGACUGUUCUGUUUUUGGACAUAAAAACAAGCAACUCGAGGUGCAGUUGCGUCUUGAAUGGGCACCGGACUUCCCAUUGCUCGAUGCACUGGGCGCCUGGGCUCCCCUACUGCCACCGGGGCUCCACUUAUGGGUGUAGGGCGUCUGGUCCCAUGGACUAGGAUCCUGGGGCACUGCCAUUGGGGCAUUGGAUUGUUGUGCUGGGCUCUGGAAGUCUGGGUAGGCAAACAGGCUUCAUAUUCUAACAGAAAGUAACAUGAGUAUCAAGCAAGAGAAAGAAAUAACUUUUAAACUACUUUUCUCCAUUAUAGAUUGACAUACAUAC